Peromyscus californicus insignis is the source of this 1790-nucleotide messenger RNA. It is a transcript of the gene Aplnr, whose product is annotated as apelin receptor. Gene Ontology annotation, cellular component: membrane. Bases 337 to 1470 code for a protein of 377 amino acids. The transcript has a single exon. The record is from RefSeq and is a predicted model, not a curated record. Gene Ontology annotation, molecular function: G protein-coupled receptor activity. Lineage: Eukaryota; Metazoa; Chordata; Mammalia; Rodentia; Cricetidae. Gene Ontology annotation, biological process: immune response; G protein-coupled receptor signaling pathway.
AAAAGUGGGCUGUAACUUAAAGAUCUUAAGACUCACUAGAAAGGGAGGGGUUGUCCUGGAGGUGGGAGGAGCGAGUGUGGAGUUUAGGAGGAGACAGGGACUCAGGAGGGUGCAAGGAAGUGUCUUAGCGGAGCUGGGGUGGGACAGGGAAGGUACAGAGAAGCUGCCGGAGAAGCACAUCCUGCUAGGUCUGAGUUUCCAGAGGGGCUUGUUCUGCAUGCAGGCAAGGGCACCCUCAGACCUUCUCUUGCCUUGAGGGCACUAGCUGAGUUGGUGAUUCAGCUCUGGAGCUGGUGCCCCUGGGACCCGCUGCCUACCUUCACUCCCUUCACCAGUAUGGAAGAUGAUAGUUACAGCUACUAUGGGGCCGACAACCAGUCUGAAUGUGAGUACGAAGACUGGCAGUCCUCUGGGGCUCUCAUCCCUGCCAUCUACAUCCUGGUCUUUCUUCUAGGCACCACCGGCAAUGGCCUGGUGCUCUGGACUGUGUUUCGGAACAGCCGGGAAAAGAGACGCUCCGCUGACAUCUUCAUUGCUAGCCUGGCAGUGGCUGACCUGACCUUUGUGGUGACUUUGCCACUGUGGGCCACCUAUACCUACCGGGGAUUUGACUGGCCCUUUGGAACUUUCGCUUGCAAGCUCAGCAGCUACCUCAUCUUCGUCAACAUGUAUGCCAGUGUCUUUUGCCUCACCGGCCUCAGCUUCGACCGAUACCUGGCUAUUGUCAGGCCAGUGGCCAAUGCUCGACUUAGGCUGAGGGUCAGCGGGGCUGUGGCCACAGCGGUCCUCUGGGUGCUGGCUGCCCUUUUGGCUGUGCCUGUGAUGGUGUUCCGUUCCACCGCUAACAUGGAAAACAGCACCAAGGUCCAGUGCUACAUGGACUACUCCAUGGUAGCUACCUCAAACUCAGAGUGGGCCUGGGAGGUGGGCCUUGGGGUGUCAUCUACCGCCGUAGGCUUUGUGGUGCCCUUCACCAUCAUGCUGACGUGUUACUUCUUCAUUGCCCAAACCAUCGCUGGCCAUUUCCGUAAGGAGCGCAUCGAGGGCCUGCGGAAGAGGCGCCGGCUGCUCAGCAUCAUCGUGGUACUGGUGGUGACUUUCGCCCUGUGCUGGAUGCCCUACCACCUGGUGAAGACGCUCUACAUGCUGGGGAACUUGCUGCACUGGCCCUGUGACUUUGACAGCUUCCUCAUGAAUGUCUUUCCCUAUUGCACGUGCAUCAGCUACAUCAACAGCUGCCUCAAUCCCUUUCUCUACGCCUUUUUUGACCCUCGAUUUCGCCAAGCCUGCACCUCCAUGCUCUGCUGUGGUCAGAGCAGGUGCAAAGGCACCCCUCACAGCAGCAGCGGGGAGAAGUCAGCCAGUUAUUCUUCUGGGCACAGCCAGGGUCCUGGCCCCAACAUGGGGAAGGGAGGAGAGCAGAUGCAUGAGAAAUCCAUUCCCUAUAGUCAAGAGACCCUUGUGGACUAGGACUGGGACCAGAGAGAAGCCUGGUGCCUUGGGUCUGACCCAGACUUUACCCUCAUGCUCUGAAAACCAGGUAGCACGGCUGUACCUCCUCCCUGAUCCCUGGCUCCUUUCCCUGUUCCCUGCCUCCAAGCUCUGUCUUGCUCCCCCUCUUCCCAGAAGUUUGUGGUUUAGCAGGAAGAGAUGGAGCCUUGCAAACAGACUUGUCCUCAGCUGUUCAAUAUUCCUGAGGCUGACCUUGCACAAGUCUCCUAUUCUCUCUAAGCCUCAGUUUCUCUGUUUGUAUUAAAUGGGGGAAAGUUAUAUGGACCCUAAAACGUUGA